AUGGAGGGAGCAGGCGCUGGGUUCCGGAAGGAGCUGGUGAGCAAGCUGUUGUACCUACACUUCAGGGACAAGAAGACCAAAGUCAGUGCAGAUGCCCUGCAGCUCAUGGCUGAGAUGCUGAGGAUCUUUGUGGUCGAGGCAGCCAUCCGUGGGGUCCGGCAGGCCCAGGCUGAGGAUCUACCCCUGGUGGAUGUGGACCAGCUGGAGAAGGUGCUCCCUCAGCUGAGAGCCAGUGGGGGGACUGGUUAUACCCCAGGGCUCAAGGCAGGUCCAGGAUGGACAGGGGACAGGGUGACCCAGGCCUGUCCUAGAGCCUCCUGGCUUAGACCUGACGGGUACUCUGCCGACCCAAGCUCCUCUUACCCGCUGCAGACACCGUAG
Molecule: messenger RNA, 381 nt
Organism: Chrysochloris asiatica (Cape golden mole)
Lineage: Eukaryota; Metazoa; Chordata; Mammalia; Afrosoricida; Chrysochloridae
Gene: CENPX
Product: stimulated by retinoic acid 13
Exons: 5
Coding region: 1-381 (126 amino acids)
Biological process (GO): DNA repair; kinetochore assembly; replication fork processing
Cellular component (GO): Fanconi anaemia nuclear complex; FANCM-MHF complex
Source: RefSeq, a predicted model, not a curated record